Molecule: messenger RNA, 2463 nt
Organism: Lampris incognitus (smalleye Pacific opah)
Lineage: Eukaryota; Metazoa; Chordata; Actinopteri; Lampriformes; Lampridae
Gene: zdhhc6
Product: zinc finger DHHC-type palmitoyltransferase 6
Exons: 11
Coding region: 564-1802 (412 amino acids)
Biological process (GO): protein palmitoylation
Cellular component (GO): Golgi apparatus
Molecular function (GO): palmitoyltransferase activity
Source: RefSeq, a predicted model, not a curated record
AGUCAAGGAGGUAGCCAGGUUGGUUAUUUAAAGUGACAGCUUUUUACUUCAUUCGCAAAAUCUAUGCAUGUGCUUGAUUUAGUUAGCGAUCGCUUUAUCUUCAAGGUGUAUAGUUAAAGGUUUUUUUCCCCUUUCUUUCAUCUUGUGUAUUCUGGAAAUAACCAAGUAGGGCAGCCUUGACAGCUAACUAAUUAGCUAAAGCUAACACUAGCUGCCGUAGACCUGAUGAUGCCGGGCGGAGAACAUGAGAGGCGAAAGGUAUACCAGUUGAUUCGGGACAUAAAGUUAAAAGAGAUGGCGAACUUUGGUCCAUCACAAGAAUAGUGUGCUCCCAUUUUUAGCAAAAGAGGAUGUUGCUGUGCUCCAGUUCUCAAGACCAUGGGAUACAAACUACUAUGACUCACAACCCAGCCAGUUGCUGGGUGUUCAGGAGACGAGAAGAAAAAUGUACAUUGCUAGCACCACUGACUCUACAAGAUAGCAGUGGAAAAAAAUAAAACAUUGGAAAUUUUUAAUACAUUUCAGGAAGUCACCAACCAAACAUCAUUUCUAACCUUUUAAAAAUGAACUUCCUCUCUGCCUUUGUGACAUUUGAGAACCUCCAUGAGGUACGACGGUUGUGCCACUGGGGUCCAGUGAUAGCACUGUCUGUCAUUGCUGUGUGCUCCACCAUGGCCAUUCUGGACUCCAUUAUUUGGUACUGGCCAUUAGACACUACAGGAGGCAGCAUAAAUUUCAUCAUGCUCAUCAACUGGACCGUCCUUAUUCUCUAUAACUACUUCAACGCCAUGUUUGUUGGACCCGGGUACAUCCCUCUUGGCUGGAAACCUGAGAAUCAACAACACACCCACUUCCUGCAAUUCUGCAGAGUGUGCCAAGGCUAUAAGGCCCCCAGAUCCCAUCACUGCCGCAAGUGUAACAGGUGUGUGAUGAAGAUGGACCACCACUGCCCCUGGAUCAACAACUGCUGUGGUCACCAGAAUCAUGCCUACUUCACCAGCUUCCUGCUGCUGGCGCCACUGGGCUGCUCACAUGCCGCUAUCAUCUUCAUUAUGACCAUGUACACUCAGCUCUAUGAGAGGAUCUCAUUUGGCUGGAGCACUGUGAAGAUUGAUAUGAGUGCUGUGCGACAUUUUCAACCACUCAUGCCCUUCACUAUGCCUGCUUUUGCUGCCACGCUCUUUGCCCUGGGCUUGGCGCUGGGCACCACCAUUGCUGUUGGCAUGCUUUUCAUCAUUCAGAUCAAAGUCAUCCUUCGAAACAAGACCUCAAUUGAGGCCUGGAUCGAGGAAAAGGCCAAAGACAGAAUUCAGUACUACCAAACGGGGGAGGAGUUCAUCUUUCCUUAUGACCUUGGCAGCCGCUGGGGGAACUUCAAACAAGUCUUUACGUGGUCAGGAGCGCCCAAGGGUAGUGGCAUUGAAUGGCCAGUCCACCCCGAGUGUCACCAGCACACCUUAACUAUCGAACAGCUGAAGCAGAAAGCUGACAAACGAGUGAGAAGUCAGGUCCAGUACCAGGCAGUGGAAGAUUACAGUGGAGCCUGCUGCCCUGUCAGCAAAGGUCUCCACACCUUCUUCAGAACCCCUUGCACUGAAGAGCCUCGGAUCCCCCUCCGCAAGGGGGACACCAUCCUGGCUACCCGGGGAACUAAAUGGUGGAUGUAUGGAGACAAAGUGUUGAGUGAGGAGCAAAUAAAAGCGGGAGAGCGCAUUAGGGGUUGGUUCCCAAGGCGAUGUGUGGAGAAAUGCCAUUACGACACAGCUGCGGAUGACACCAACAGCGAAAAGAAAAUGAAUUAAUAUAUUUCAGCAGGCUUUACAUGGAGCAGGGAGCGUAAAGUGAACUACUUAUGUGCACAUCGGGCAGCCUGUAGGCAACUCUCCAUGAGCCGUGCAUGUACCCUGGUGUCCAGGCUCACUUAAAAAAGGUGGCCGUUUGAUCGGGAUUGCCUAUGCAGAUCGAAACCAACUUCAGAUCUCAAAAGUUGAUGUAACUGAUUAUAGUUUUGAGUGCCUGGGAAGGGUUCUCUGCAUCUAAGAUGGCGUAUUUAAGAUGCUGUUAACUGGAUAAUUUCCCUAUUUUUGAAAUGCUGAAGUGAAGCUUGCAAACAUCUACGAUUCUCUAGAUGUGUGUUUGAAUGGGGACUGGCACCAGGGUUUAAGUUUGACUCCAAUGACCAAAAGUGAAACCCAGCAUGUCUUAAUUUCUAACAGCCACUUCAAAGCUUUGAUGUGACGUCAUUGUAAUUAGAUAACUUUUUACUUAAAUCUGUUGUUUGUACUUCUGUUAAUGUCCUUUUUGCUAAUUAUGCAAUGCCUCUUGCCCAGCUCACAUCCGGGCUUCAUCAUGCAACUGUUUCUAUAGUACAAGGACGGAAACAUGAUUUCUUUUUAUUAUUUUUGUAAAACAAACCGUUGGGACUGAAACUGUAAAAUCUGAUAAUAAUAAUAAAAAAAACUU